Trypanosoma grayi is the source of this 774-nucleotide messenger RNA. RefSeq lists its product as hypothetical. The record is from RefSeq and is a predicted model, not a curated record. The transcript has a single exon. NCBI's taxonomy places the organism in Eukaryota, Euglenozoa, Kinetoplastea, Trypanosomatida, Trypanosomatidae. Bases 1 to 774 code for a protein of 257 amino acids.
AUGACCGCUGGCCAUGGCGCUGCGCAUGGUGGCCACGACGACGCCCCGCAUGUCGCGUACAAGGGCGAGCGCCCGCCCUUUGAGCGCAUCCCCAUGCCAUCCAUGGCGACAGAGGAGUAUAGGGACAACCUGCCCGCGUUUGACAGCGAGAAGCCAAUGCCGCCCCCGCGCAGUGUGUUGGAGCGUUUCUCGCGGGUGCUUCAGCUGCAGUUCGGGCAGGACCCCGACAUGCCGCUGCUCGGUAGCUCACCGGAGCGCAAGUACGACAGCUGGUUUGACUACAUCACGAGUCCCAUUGCUCCGCUGCGCCCGCGCAAUUACACGGACGCCUAUACGAGGCCGAAUCCGUGCCCGGAGGAGUACUGGUGGGCAUCGUGGCGGUGGCCGCGGACAAAGUACGUGAACGCAAAAGUGCCGCCCCCUGUCGACGGAAAGUACAAUGACUAUUACCACUACUUAGCAUACAAGAAUUGGUUGGAGCGGGAACGUGACGUGUAUAUGGCCCACGCCAACUUGGUUAACGAGAUGACAAUGCGGUGCAUAGUGAAAGAAGGACAGUACAAUGCUGCUAAGAACUGCCGCCACCUGUACAACAAGCAAUUUGCCAUGUCUCGAAUGGAGGAGCUCAACCAGGCGCUGCUUUACAUGGCAAUUACCGGGAAUGCCGCAAUCCGGGAGACACCUUACCCGAAUGACUUUGUUGAGGAGAAGCGGAAGAUAUACGAUGACUGGUUGUUCCGUACUCGCAUGAGGAAGCCAGGUGAUGUAGUGUAG